Molecule: messenger RNA, 3177 nt
Organism: Stegastes partitus (bicolor damselfish)
Lineage: Eukaryota; Metazoa; Chordata; Actinopteri; Pomacentridae
Gene: piwil2
Product: piwi-like RNA-mediated gene silencing 2
Exons: 23
Coding region: 1-3177 (1058 amino acids)
Molecular function (GO): protein binding; RNA binding
Source: RefSeq, a predicted model, not a curated record
AUGGAUCCAAACAAGCCUCCUGGCCUUGGUGACAUGACCGGCGUCCAUUGGCUGGGACGCGGAAGAGGACUGCAGCCUGAGGAAGUGGCUGUAGGACGCAGUAGAGGGCUGCUGCUCUCAACAGAAGGGCCCAAUGUAGGACGAGCCAGAGGUUUCCCCACUCCUGGCGAUAACCCACAAGGACAAGGAGCCCUUCAACCUAUUGCUGAACCUGUGAUUGGACGAGCUAGAGGGCUACUGGCACAGCCUGAUGAUUUAGGAGUUGGCCGAGCCAGGGGGCUGCUCUUUUCAGUAGCUGAACCAAAAGUCGGGGUUGCAAAAGGGCAAAUUAUGCCUGGAUUGGAGCCACCAGCCAUACCAGACCCAACAGGAGACACCCCAACUUUGAUAACAGAAAAGGGUGACAUGCCCACCCAUGGCCAAGGAUCAUCCCUGGUCUCAAUGUUUAGAGGAAUGGGCAUUGAGCCAUCCAUGACUUCGUGGGGAAGAGGAAUUUUGCCAGUGGGUAGAGGAGCAGCUGGAGAUGUGGCAGAGAUGAAACUGCAAGGGGCCCCACAAGGUGUCAUCAGCAGCCUGGAGAGUGUCAGCCACUCUGGAGACAUGAUGGGCAGAGGCAGCAGUUUCCAUGACCGAGGUGUGUCCCCUCCUGUGAUGGUGGGACUUGGCAGAGCAGCGAUGCCACAGCUUGGAAGAGGACGUGCUGUGCUUCCUUCUUUUCCUCCAGGUGGUAUCAAGUCUGUUGCUCCAACACCUGAGCUGCAAACAGCUCUAUGUUCUUUGCCUUCCCUUACAGGGACCAUGCCCCCUGUGCCUGCCACUCCAGAUGUCACUGAUGACUCUACGGUUCCAGUGGCAAAGAAAGAACUGACAAUGGAGGUGGUCCGUGAGCCACUUAAAAAGGGUGGAACGAAGGGAGCUGCUAUAACUAUUGGGUCAAACCACAUCCCAAUCAGAUGCAAAAACGAAGCUGUGUAUCAGUACCACGUUACAUUCACCCCAAAUGUCGAAUCAAUGUCAAUGCGUUUUGGCAUGAUGAAGGACCACCGCUCAACCACAGGGGAAGUAGUGGCUUUUGAUGGCUCCAUACUCUACCUGCCUGUUAAACUUAACGACGUGGUUGUUCUCAAGAGUUUGAGACGGACCGAUAACGAGGAAAUACAAAUCAAAAUCCAGAUGACGAAGAUUUUGCCGCCAAACUCUGAUCUUUGCAUCCCAUUCUACAAUGUGGUGCUCAGAAGAGUGAUGAGGAUCAUCGGACUGAAGUUGGUUGGCCGAAAUCAUUACGAUCCAGAAAGCGCAGUGAUUCUUGGAAAACAUCGACUUCAGGUAUGGCCGGGCUAUGCAACCUGUAUCAAGCGCACAGAUGGAGGUCUGUACCUGUCUGUGGAUGUGUCUCACAAAGUCUUGCGGAACGACUCUGUGCUGGAUGUCAUGAACAUCUUGUACCAACAGAGCAAAGAGAACUUCCAAGACGAAUGCACCAAAGAACUUAUCGGCAGCAUUGUUAUCACUCGCUAUAACAACCGCACCUACCGCAUCGAUGCCAUUGAGUGGAACAAGUCCCCUAAAGACACCUUCACUUUGAUGGAUGGCACAAAAACCACUUUUGUGGAAUACUACUGCAAGAACUAUGGAAUUACAAUCAAAGAGCUGAGUCAGCCUUUACUCAUGCAUCGGCCAAAAGAGAGGUCCAAGCCAGGAGGCAAGCAAAUCAUUACUGGAGAGAUCCUUUUAGUGCCAGAGCUUUCCUCCAUGACCGGAAUCCCUGACAAAAUGAGGAAGGACUUCAGAGCUAUGAAGGACUUGACCAUGCACAUCAACGUGAGCAGUGAGCAGCACACCCACUCAAUAAUGCAGCUGCUGAAGAACAUCAGCGCCAAUCCUGAGAGUCUGAAAGAGAUCAGCCGAUGGGGACUGGAGAUUGGCAAAGAAAUACUGGUGAUUCAAGGUAGAACUCUUCCCCUUGAAACCAUUUGUCUGCAGUCUUCAUCUUUUGCUACCGGUGCCGAUUUGUCCUGGUCCAGAGAGAUUGUGAGGGACGCUUCAAUCAGCUCUAUUCCUUUGAACAUCUGGGCCAUCUUCUACCCUCGCCGCUGUGCUGAUCAAGCUGAUGAGCUGGUUUCCACCUUUACCAAGGUGGCCGGGCCUAUUGGGUUAAGACUGGGGCGACCCAUUCGUGUGGAGCUGAGGGAUGAUCGGACGGAGACUUACGUCAAGAGCGUCCACUCUCAGCUCACCAGUGAGCCCAAUAUGCAGCUUGUAGUGUGCAUUAUGGUCGGCAAUAGAGAUGACCUCUACAGUGCCAUCAAGAAGCUGUGCUGUGUGAAGAGUCCCAUUCCAUCCCAGGCCAUCAAUGUUCGGACAAUUUCCCAGCCACAGAAGUUGAGGAGUGUUGCCCAGAAGAUACUCCUACAGAUGAACAGCAAGUUGGGCGGAGAGCUGUGGACUGUCAAUGUUCCUCUGAAACAUUUGAUGGUAGUUGGAGUUGAUGUCCACCAUGACACCAGCAAGGGCCAUCAGUCAGUCAUGGGGUUUGUUGCGAGCGUAAACAGCUCACUGACCCGCUGGUACUCCAGAGUAACUUUCCAGGCACCCACUGAGGAACUGAUCAAUGGCUUCAGAGUUUGCUUACUGGCUGCACUCCAGAAGUACUAUGAGGUGAACCACAACUUGCCAGAGAAGAUUGUGGUGUACCGGGAUGGUGUGUCAGAUGGCCAGCUGAAGAUGGUGGAGCAGUACGAAAUCCCACAGUUGAUCAAAUGCUUUGAGACUUUUCCCAAGUAUGAGCCCAAGCUGGUCUUCAUUGUGGUCCAAAAGCGCAUCAGCACCACUCUGUACUCCUGGGCUGGCAACAGCUUUGGCACGCCUCCUCCUGGAACUGUCCUCGAUCACACCCUCACUCAAAAUAACUGGGUGGACUUCUUUCUGAUGGCACAUCACAUUCGCCAGGGCUGUGGACUUCCUACACACUACAUCUCUUUGUACAACACAGCAAACCUUACACCAGACCAUCUGCAAAGGUUGACUUUCAAGAUGUGCCAUUUGUACUGGAACUGGCCAGGCACCAUUCGUGUUCCAGCACCAUGCAAGUACGCCCACAAACUGGCCUUCCUGUCUGGCCAGUACCUGCACUCUGAGCCGGCCAUCGAGCUGUCAGACAAGCUCUUUUUCCUUUGA